Poeciliopsis prolifica (blackstripe livebearer) is the source of this 1303-nucleotide messenger RNA. It is a transcript of the gene dusp23b, whose product is annotated as dual specificity phosphatase 23b. Gene Ontology annotation, biological process: cilium assembly; protein dephosphorylation. The transcript is spliced from 3 exons. The coding region runs from base 196 to 651 and encodes 151 amino acids. Gene Ontology annotation, molecular function: protein tyrosine/serine/threonine phosphatase activity. The record is from RefSeq and is a predicted model, not a curated record. Lineage: Eukaryota; Metazoa; Chordata; Actinopteri; Cyprinodontiformes; Poeciliidae.
ACGUACAGGGAUUGCGUUAGACACCCGCAUUACGUUGUUAAACUUUAUUAUUUAGGACCGUGUUGCUCAGGGGACCAACAGUUAGCUCAGCUAGCAGGAGCUCGGCGCACAGCAACCCGCUUUGUUGUCACAUAACCUGUCGCUGAAUUUCACCAGAGGGAAACAGAAGCACAGUUCUCUCUCCCCAGACGGGUCAUGGCCUCGUCCCCUCCACACAACUUCUCCUGGGUCGAACCCAAGAAGCUGGCCGGGUUGGCCAUGCCCAGGAUGCCGAGCGAAUACCGCUACCUGCUGGACAACGGAGUCAGACACCUCGUCUGUCUGUGCGAGAGGAAGCCACCGAACCACGACACCUGCCCAGAGCUCCAGCUUCACCACAUCAAGAUAGCGGACUUCACGCCUCCUUCUCCCAGUCAGAUCGAUCAGUUUCUCUCCAUCGUGGAAGGAGCCAACGCCAAAGGAGAGGGCGUGGCCGUCCACUGCAUGCACGGCCACGGCAGGACGGGCACCAUGCUGGCCUGCUACCUGGUGAAAAGCAGGGACAUGUCCGGGUCCGACGCCAUCGCAGAGAUCCGCAGGAUCCGGCCCGGCUCCAUCGAAACCCAGGAGCAAGAGAAAGCUGUGGUGCAGUUCUACCAGCGCACAAAGUAGCAUUCCUGUGACGGCGAGCGCGAAAUUAUGUCCGCACUGGAACUGGACGCACUCAGCGUUUUGAAAAUGAGAUGUAGAGUGAGGGAGUGUGUGUCAAAAGUUGUAUUAAAUUGAAAUGAAUCACUAAUUCUGAUGUUGGCGUUACUGGGGCAAACGUUUCUGGCUUUAAAGACACACACCCUGCCUUCUUUGUUGUACUGCACCUUAGAAAAGCGCUCAUUGUUUCAAAUUCUGUCACCUUUCAACCAGCAACUUGAAUAUGUUUUAGUCGGAUUUUGUUGAGUCACUUUUUGUCACGUAAAACCCUAUUAAAAUUCACAGAAAUCUGCAUGUUAUGCAACCAGAAAUUAUUAUUAUUAUUUACUUCUAUUCAGAGGGUUUUGCAUCCUGCUGACUCAAAACCACGCGAAUACUUGAAAUGAGUGGUUUCCACAUUCACAAGCAAGUUUUAUGUAUCAGGUGUGAGAAUUUACAACUCAGGGAUGAUUUUUUUUUUUAUUUCUUAGCGUUUGUGAAUGCUGAACAUGCUCUGGACCCUAAACUCACUCAUCUGACGCCGCUUUCAGUCCAUUUUCUCUGUGAUCUGCCGAAAACAUAAAAGAAUGCUAUUUUUAUCAUUUAAAAUAAAACCACCUUUUGAACGAUCCUUUAA